Sporisorium graminicola is the source of this 711-nucleotide messenger RNA. RefSeq lists its product as uncharacterized. The coding region runs from base 1 to 711 and encodes 236 amino acids. NCBI's taxonomy places the organism in Eukaryota, Fungi, Basidiomycota, Ustilaginomycetes, Ustilaginales, Ustilaginaceae. The transcript has a single exon. The record is from RefSeq and is a predicted model, not a curated record.
AUGGCUCCAGUAAGCAUCACACCCCCGGACAAGUCCUUCCGCGUGCAUGCUUGGGGCCUGCUCGCGGGGAAAGUCGUGCUGUGCAUGGCGGCGCUCGCCGACGGGCACUACGUUGCAGUCAAGCUCGGCGCAUUCUUUGCAUUCGACAUGCCUGCGAUUGCGCUGUUCUUCAUCAUCGCACAUCGCAACAUUAGCUUCGAGCGGGGCGUCGCCUUGCGCUACACAUUGCCAACCGAAGAGUUCCGCAGCAUGAUCCGAUUCCGGCCCAUUCUCGAUGCCGAUGGCGUGAAAUCUCAUCUCACAGGCCUCUUCGGUAACCUUCCUGGAUUGGCAGCGGCACUCAUGGCAUUCGGUCCAUACCACCCGGCCCUCGCAGCCGCAAUCUGGGUGCUCAUAGUCUUUACUGCACUUAUCACCUUGUAUACCUCGCUGAACAUGGCUCUGGCGCUGAAAGCUGGUCACAGGGCUGCCAGGCUGGCGAAAACCGAGGAUCCCCCGCUUUCGACAAGGUGCUACCCAUGUCACUGGACCUGUCUCGGAAGCAGCAGUGUUAGGAAGGAGGAGGUCUGGGCCAGGAAAGCCGCACCUGGGGCGGAAAAGGACCAAGGCGCUGUUUACGAGCUAGCGGUGCGAUACAGAAAGGACCACUUCAGGUACAGGGCCGACAGGGCACUCGUACCCAUCAGGAAGCCGCUACGCAUUGUCAUGUAA